CUCAGCGACCCCAGGCACCGCAGGCGGACUCAGCGGGCUGACGAGUGCUGACAAGCGGGCGCGGGAGCGGUGGGCGCGCGGUGAGUGCCUGAAGCGGGAGGCGCCUGGCCGGAUAUGGGAGGGCCGUCCCACGGGGUGCUGCCAUGUCGAGGAGCGUGUUCCCGGCGGUGGCGGGUGCGCGUUCGCUGUCCUUCGAUGCACGGCCCUUCCAGAACCCUGCAGCCGUCUCGCCCUAGGCGCUCGAUCGAUGCUUAUAAGGGGGGGCCUGCUCCUCGUCUUGCGUGCAGUGUAUGUGCUUCCCCUCCAGAAAGACUAAAGCCGCCUUCGACGACGAUAAGCCCGCCCCACCCAAGGAUAUAAAGCCAGCCCAGUCCUCCGCACCCGCACCACCAGCCAUGUCUUCCCCCAAGAUCGCCAUCAUCAUCUACACCAUGUACGGCCACAUCGCCAAGAGUGCGUCCCGUCCUCGCUCUGUGGUCCUUGCUGCGUACUGACAUGCGUGUAGUGGCCGAGACCGUCAAGAGCGGUGUCGAGGCCGCCGGCGGCUCUGCGACCAUCUACCAGGUCGCGGAGACCCUCCCGCAGGACAUCCUCGACCUGCUCCACGCGCCCGCCAAGCCCGCCUACCCCGUCCUCCAGCCCGCCGACCUCCCCCAGUUCGACGCCUUCAUCUUCGGCGUGCCCACCCGCUACGGCAACAUGCCCGCCCAGCUCAAGGCGUUCUUCGACGCGACGGGCCAGCUCUGGGCGACGGGCGCGCUCGCGGGCAAGUACGUGAGCGUGUUCGUCUCGACGGGCACCCCCGGCGGCGGCCAGGAGACCACCGUCAUCAACCUCCUCUCCACCUUCGUCCACCACGGCCUCAUCUUCGUCCCCCUCGGCUACAGCAAGACCUUCGGCCAGCUCGCCAACCUCACCGAGGUCCGCGGUGGCUCGCCGUGGGGCGCCGGCACGUUCGCGGGCGCCGAUGGCUCGCGCCAGCCGACCGCGCUCGAGCUCGAGCUCGCGAAGCUGCAGGGCGAGCACUUCUACAGCGUCGUCUCGAAGGUCAAGUUCUAAGCGUGUACGAGGGACUAGCUAGUAAGGACUAGUGCUCGAAUGACAUUGUAUCCGUAUUGUAGCGUCUUGUUGUUAUCGCUUUCUUCUCGCUGUCGGGUCGUGGCUGUUGCCGUGCUCUGGCAUGUCUGUGGGUCGAGGUGAUGAGGUCGGUGUGCACGCCGUUUCCUUGUCUUGUCCAGCAGCGAGCAGUGGCUGCUCCCAUGUCCCUACGCACGCGAACUCGCCGGUCAAUGGCACGAUGGCUCACGCGGACCCGGGCGCCGAUCUUCU
This is a messenger RNA of Rhodofomes roseus, 1329 nucleotides long. RefSeq names its product flavoprotein-like protein. NCBI's taxonomy places the organism in Eukaryota, Fungi, Basidiomycota, Agaricomycetes, Polyporales, Fomitopsidaceae. The record is from RefSeq and is a predicted model, not a curated record. Gene Ontology annotation, molecular function: NAD(P)H dehydrogenase (quinone) activity; FMN binding. The transcript has 3 exons. Bases 496 to 1059 code for a protein of 187 amino acids.